CCACGGAGCGGCGCAGUGUGUGUGUGUGUGUGUGUGUGUGUGUGUCUGCGGGGCGGCUCCAGUUUCAAACACAGCGCCCAUCUUUAACACAACACAACCGGAUAAGCUCCGUCCCGUAGCGAGAUACCGCCGUUCAUGCAUGACGUAAGUCUAGGUAAUGAGGAAAGACAACAAGAGAGAGGAAGGACACACAAGAUGAUCGAAGCAACGGAUACCCAGCGCUGUCUGCAGGCGGUGGAGAGGUUACAGUCUCGCUUGAAAGAAAAGGGAGCAGAUGUUCCUGCUGAGGAGAAGCUGAAUCUUCUGAAGGCGGUCCUGCAGAGUCCUCUGUUUCACCAGAUCCUCGCCCUGCAGAAAUCAGUGCAGCAUCUGAAGGAGCAUGCUUGUAGGAUUCAGAGCACUGUCACCAGGGGAACGGCAGCCGCGGCUACCCCAGGCUUUAAGGUGUUGGCCUAUUGCGAACAGCCAACGGCACGCUGGAAUGUGGCAUACAGCGAUGGAAAGCUAAAGGAAGGAGAUCAGAUACUGGCGAUUAACGGUCAGCUGUUGGAUCAGAGCGUCAGUCACCAGCAGGCCAUCGUUCUCCUGCAGCGAGUGUCAGACUGCGUGAGCCUCACUGUCGCCCGUGGGCCUGUCCCGCAGCUCUCCAGCCCGGUGGUGUCCAGGACUCCCAGUGCUGCUAGCACACUUUCAGCACACUCCAGUACCCACUGGACUCACGUGGAGACGAUCGAGCUGGUGAACGAUGGAACCGGUUUGGGCUUCGGGAUUGUUGGUGGUAAAACCACCGGCGUUAUCGUCAAAACCAUUCUACCUGGAGGCAUCGCUGACCAGGACGGUCGCUUGCGAAGUGGGGAUCACGUCCUGCGGAUCGGUGAUACGGAUCUGUUUGGUCUGAGCAGUGAGCAGGUUGCUCAAGUUUUGAAACAAUGUGGAAACAGAGUCCGACUCCUCAUCAGUCGCGGGACGGUGGAUGAUGCUACGCCCGCUGCUGUCGCCCUGCCGACCGUCACUGAGCAACAGGGUUUUGAGGAAGAGGAACAGGGCGCUUUCGAUGUGAGCUUGACGAAGAACGCUCAGGGUUUAGGCAUCACCAUCGCGGGGUAUGUGGGGGACAAAACAUCAGAGCCCUCUGGGAUAUUUGUGAAGAGCAUUUCGAGGGACAGCGCGGUGGAGCAAGACGGCCGAAUUCAUGUUGGAGAUCAGAUCAUAUCUGUAGCCAAUGUGGACAUCCAGGGUUACACUAACCAGCAGGCCGUGGAGGUCCUAAGACACACGGGUCAGACCGUAAACCUGAAGCUCGUCCGACGCGGCUUUAAAUUGGAGGAUGCAUGUCCGUCAAUCAUACCUGUCGCCAUGGAGACCACACCCACCCUCAGCGCAUCACGAAACUCAACGAUGGAGCGAACGAACACCAAGCACGAGGAAAACGCCACACCGCAGUCUGUCAGCGCUUCGCCCUUCAGAGCUCCAGACAGAUGCCACGGUCCUGUGAAGCUGAGCUCUGAGGAGGAGCACCAGCUAAUGCAGAAGUGGCAGAAUGAACUCGGCGUCUGCAGCGAAGUCAUUGUGGCUCAAGUGGAGAAGUUCAGUGAGAACAGCGGUUUAGGGAUCAGUCUGGACAUGUGUGCCGGUCGUCACAUCCUCCGCUCAGUGCUUCCUGAGGGACCCGUCGGGCGAUCGGGAAAAAUCUGUAGUGGAGACGAACUGUUAGAGGUGAACGGCAUUCCCCUCAGAGGAGAGACUCAUAAAGAGGUUGUUGACAUUCUGAAAGAACUUCCUGUUUCUGUGACCAUGGUUUGCUGUAGACCCGCCCCUCUAAUGACUGACAGCCAAACUGACCAAUCACAGCCAGAGGAUGUGGCCAUUGAUUCCAUAGUUCAGGUGCCGGGUGAGUUUGAGGAUUUCCUGGUCUCUGGUGAAUUAGAGGACAGCCUGAAAGAUCAUGUGACUAAAGAGCCCACCGGAACGCCAUUAGCGAUGUGGGAAACAGAGAUACAGGACAUUGAACUAGAGAAAGGAGAGAGCGGACUGGGCUUCAGCAUUCUGGAUUAUCAGGACCCAAUGGACCCGCUCAAGACAGUAAUAGUGAUUAGGUCGUUAGUUCCCGACGGCGUAGCAGAGCGAGACGGACGCUUGUUGCCAGGAGACCGUCUCAUGUAUGUCAACAACAUCAACCUGGAGAGCGCCAGUUUGGAGGAAGCAGUGCAGGCUCUGAAGGGAGUGAACAUGGGCACCGUCCGCAUCGGGGUGGCCAAACCCCUGCCCACUGAGGAUGAGGAUGGCUCUUCCUCCUUCAUCUUCUCGGCUCUGCUGCUGAUGGAGGGCUGUGAUGAGGAUGAGGAGGAUGAAGCUGUGUUCCGUGCUGAACCUGCAGUGAUCGACUCCAGUGAUUUGGACCUGUCUGAUGAAAAGGCAUUUGAGUGUCAUUUUCUGGAGGAGGAGGAAGAGAUGCUGCAGUCGAUGAUCGCUGAACACGGCAGUAUCUGCAGCGCUGAUCUGACCUAUCAGAAGAACAGACCCGCCUCCACACCGAAGGAGGAGGAUUUGCUUCCAGAUAAACCCGCGGACGAGACCCAGCAGCUAAACGCCGCGGCGGGGAGCAGCUUCGAGAGGACCAUCACUGUGGUCAAGGGCACCUCCAGUCUGGGCAUGACGGUGUGUGCUCUGAAGGACGGUCCCGGGAUGCUGAUCCGCAGCAUCAUUCACGGCGGCUCCAUCAGCAGAGACGGCCGGCUCGGGGUCGGGGACCUGAUUCUGGCCAUCAACGGAGAACCGACGGGAAACCUGACCAACGCUCAGGCGCGAGCCAUGCUGCGCAGACACUCUCUGAUCGGACCAGAUCUGGGAUCCACAGCUGCUGCGGGGGAAGAGCUGAGCCCCGUCUCUGUAAUCACGUAUGUUCCUGCAGAAUAUUUAGAGGAAUACAGGGCGAGCCAGCAGCUCCAGAGUGAUGAUCUCUCUGAUGGCAAAAACAACACUCAACAUCAGACAGCCUCAGAUCUUCCAGAGAGAGAAGAUGGAGAGGGACAGGAGAGUGAACGACAGACAGCAGCUUCCAACAGCUGGAAUCUACCACGGAGAGUGGAGUUGCACAGGGAAGCUGGGAAAUCUCUGGGCAUCAGCAUCGUUGGUGGGCGGGGCAUGGGCAGUCGCCUUAGCAACGGGGAAGUGAUGCGGGGCAUCUUUAUUAAACACAUCCUGGAGGACAGUCCAGCGGGAUGCAACGGCACACUGAAGACAGGAGACAGGAUUUUAGAGGUGGGCGGAGUGGAUCUGCGUGACGCCAGUCAUGAGCAGGCGGUGGAGGCCAUCCGUAACGCUGCAAACCCCGUGGUGUUUCUGGUGCAGAGCAUCGUUCACAGAGACAGAAAACCUCCCGUAGCCCUGCUACAGCUGACGCGCUCAGAGCAACCCCUCCAUCCUUACCCCGAAUCCUGCUUUACAUACAAACCGCUACAGACAUCUGCGCUGGAUGCAGCAGAGGACAUUUCAGCCUUCGAUCUGAAGAGCAGCGGUGAGAAGGCCGUUGACACUCACAGUAGACCUUUCCUCCGUCUGUGUCCAACUAAUCCUUUCACUCCUACACCGUUUAAGCUGUAUCGAGAGGAGGGGAAAAGCUUCUUGUCGCUGCCUGUCGUUCCACAUGUCGGGGAAACCGACUCGGACACACUGACUGAGAUUCCCGACAGACUCGCUCUGCAUAGCGACGGUCCUGAUGAGGAAGAGGAGGAUGAGUACGGAUACAGCUGGAAGAAGGUAACGGAGCGGUACGGUCGUUUACCCGGUGAGCUACACCUGAUCGAGUUGGAGAAGGGUCGCACAGGUUUGGGUUUGAGUCUGGCAGGGAACCGCGAUCGUUCACGCAUGAGUGUGUUUGUGGUGGGAAUCGAUCCCAACGGCGCCGCCGGCCGAGACGAACACAUCGUGGUGGGAGAUGAACUGUUAGAGAUAAACGGUCAGGUUCUGUACGGCCGCAGUCAUCAGAACGCCUCUGCCAUUAUUAAAAGCGCCCCUUCAAGGGUCAAGAUCAUCUUCAUCCGGAACAGAGAUGCUUUGAGUCAGAUGGCAGUCGGGCCGAUGAAGGAGACGGACUCACUGGACGCACACACAGAGGAGGAUGACAGCAGGAGCGGAUGCAUCAUUCAGAGUGUGGAUGAGAACGGAGCAGCUGGAAGGGACUGUCGGAUUGCAGCGGGACACCGGCUGCUCACAGUGGAUGAUGAGAUGGUGCUGGGACUCUCUGUGGAAAAGGUGACGUCACUCCUCCACAAACCCCAGCAAUCCGUGAAACUCACCAUCUGCACUGACUCCGCCUCCCAACCCUCCUCAUCCAAUCAGAUUUGCUCGGGAUCAGACACUGGAAGCAGCCUGCCGCUGGUUUCUCUGACAUCAUCAGAGACAGAGCCAAUCAGGAAUUCCAGCAGAUGCUCCACACCGGCGACACUGGCGUCUGAUCCGGCGACGUGUCCCAUCAUCCCCGGCUGUGAGACCACUAUAGAGAUCAGCAAGGGCAGAACAGGACUGGGGCUGAGCAUCGUGGGCGGCUGUGACACGCUGCUGGGCACUAUAAUAAUUCACGAGGUGUACGAGGAGGGAGCUGCGUCUAAAGACGGCCGACUGUGGGCAGGAGAUCAGAUUCUGGAGGUGAGCGGUGUAGAUCUGCGCGUGGCGACGCACGACGAGGCCAUCAAUGUUUUGCGGCAGACUCCGCAUUGCGUUCGUCUGGCGGUCUUCAGAGACGAGGGUCAGUAUAAAGAGGAGGAGCUGUGGGACUCGCUGAGCGUCGAGCUUCAGAAGAAACCAGGCCACGGCCUCGGACUCAGCGUCAUCGGGAGAAGGAGCGACACAGGGGUGUUUGUGUCGGACAUUGUGAAGUGUGGAGCAGUGGAGACUGACGGAAGGCUGAUGCAGGGAGAUCAGAUCCUCUCGGUUAACGGUGAGGACGUUCGCUCAGCCACACAAGAGUAUGUGGCUGCGCUGCUCAAGAGUUGUGCUGGUCCAAUCCGAUUGGACGUGGGUCGUUUUAAGGCGGGGCCAUUCCACUCCGAGCGCCGUCUGUCCCAGAGCAGUCAGAUCAGCGAGACGGGCAGCGGUAUACUCACUCCUCACUCCAGCUCUGAAACUUUACAGGGAGACGCCGAGAAAACACACGAAUUGCUGGAUAAAGACGUCAGGACGGUUGAAUUCACAAAGGGCCCGUCAGACUCUUUGGGCAUCAGUAUAGCAGGAGGGGUCGGCAGUCCUCUGGGUGACGUGCCUAUAUUCAUCGCCAUGAUGAACCCCAGCGGCCUGGCAGCUCAGACACAGAAACUCUGGAUUGGAGACAGGAUUGUGUCCAUCUGUGGAAACUCGACUGAGGGAAUGACUCACAAUAAAGCUGUUUCUCUGCUGAAGAACACAACAGGCAUCAUACAACUACAGGUCGUUGCUGGCGAUACAACAGUGACUGGACCGUCAGCAGAGCAGACAGCAGGACUCACAGCCAGCAGCAUUUUCCACGAUGACCUGGGUCCUCCGCAGUGUAAGAGCAUUAGUUUGGAGCGAGGGCCUGACGGACUGGGCUUCAGUAUCGUGGGUGGAUUCGGCAGCCCUCACGGUGACCUUCCCAUCUACGUCAAAACCGUCUUCAGCAAGGGGGCCGCGGCAGAGGACGGGCGUCUGAAGCGUGGGGAUCAAGUCAUCGCCGUUAACAGCCAGAGUCUGGAGGGAGUCACUCAUGAGGAGGCCGUCUGUAUUCUGAAGAAAACCAAAGGAACCGUCACACUCACUGUGCUGUCAUGAACACACACAGGUCCUGUAGUUGUUUAGACACUGGAUGACACACUGUGAAUGAUAGAGCUGUUUACUGCUAGUUUGUGGAGAAACCAGCAGACUACUACAAUCUGCCGUACUACGCUGAGAGUGUAGAAACUCAGCUCUACUGCGAUCCACACACAUGCAUUUGUGCUUUAAAAUGCUGAAAUGCUCAUGGCUACAUGGCACAUCUGGUUAUGACAUAUUUUCCCAUCAUUUGAUAAA
Sinocyclocheilus rhinocerous is the source of this 6021-nucleotide messenger RNA. RefSeq names its product multiple PDZ domain crumbs cell polarity complex component (gene mpdz). The transcript has 48 exons. Gene Ontology annotation, molecular function: protein binding. Bases 136 to 5784 code for a protein of 1882 amino acids. NCBI's taxonomy places the organism in Eukaryota, Metazoa, Chordata, Actinopteri, Cypriniformes, Cyprinidae. The record is from RefSeq and is a predicted model, not a curated record.